AUGUCAGAAAUGUUUGAAGAUUAUAUUAUUCAAUCAAUUGACAGUAACGAGAAUACGAAUAAUGAUGACGACAUGAAUAGAUUAGAGGCUCAGAUAAUUGAACAUUUAUCAUCAGACAUAUCCAAAUUAGCAAAAUUAUUUGCUGCAUUCUCUACUGAAAUUCUUCAUAGCGAUAUAUAUGGAAUGAUUGAUUUAAGGCCAUAUAAAUUAGCUGGCAUUAAUACAUCAGUAUUAAAUGCUGGAAUAUUUUCUAGAGCUGGUAACCAAGUUAAAUUAUCUCAAAUAAUAAGGCAUUUAAGAUUUCUUAAUGAUACUAAUUUUAUUGAAGAAUAUAAUAAAAGGAUUGAUAGGGUAACAAACAAAAACAACAUUUAUAAUGUUAUGAUCAAUUCCAUAGCAAGUAACUUGACACCUUUUGGCGAUUAUCCUACCACAUAUGAUAGAACAUGGUUAGAUGAAAAUAUAUCAUUUGUUCAAUUGAUUUAUCGAAAUUUAGGUGGUAAUGAUAAGGUCAAACAGCGUACAUUCGAUCGGAUUGAUCCAGCAAUUAUACCAAGUUUGACAGAAAUGCAUAGAAACAUUAUUAAGUUUAUUCCUUUAGGUGAUAGGGUGCUUGAAUUUAGGUUUGAAAAGGGUAAAGUGAGGAUCACGAAACUUUUUAUACAUCCACAUUGGAUUGAAACUUUGUGGAAUAUUGUAUUGCUUGAAAUGAGAUCAAAAUGUAAACCAAUAGUUGGUACCUUAACUUGCUUUUAUGCUGGCAUAAUAAAAAGCAAAGAAGAUUUCAAUCUUGCACAUGAGCUUGGCAUUAUUUACAGUGGACCAAUGAAUUUCGCUCGAUUUCAUGAGAUUAUUUCUAAACUUUCUGAAAU
Racocetra fulgida is the source of this 872-nucleotide messenger RNA. The record is from the annotation of a GenBank genome assembly. NCBI's taxonomy places the organism in Eukaryota, Fungi, Glomeromycota, Glomeromycetes, Diversisporales, Gigasporaceae.